This is a messenger RNA of Amoebophrya sp. A120, 5747 nucleotides long. Lineage: Eukaryota; Dinophyceae; Syndiniales; Amoebophryaceae. The record is from the annotation of a GenBank genome assembly.
ACUACCUCUAGCAGUUGCAGGCUUCAGGUCCUUCAAGUUUUUUUCUGGUGCUAUCAGCCAAAGGAAGCAAUUGCUUCUAUUGUUCUGGAAAGAAAUCAGUAUUAGGACGCACGUUGGAUCACCACGACUGACACUCACACAGAAAAACUCGUCUCCCAAAUAAAGAUGCCGACCGCGAAACCACGUUUCGCUCGUCUCGACAGCGACGAGGAGGACGUUUUUGUCAAGAAAAAAGACGAGGACUUGGAAAACAACAGCGAUAACCAUUCAGAUUCGGACUCCGACUCUUCUGAUGAGGAGUCUAAGUCGGUGUCGGUGUCUGUUGCGGUAAAGAACAAGCAGCCAUUUCAUCUUCUGAACUCGCAGAAACCCAAACCGGCGUUGAAAAAGGCCGCGCUGCACCAGCAGCCGGGAGUUGUUACCCAACAACCACAAAUCUUCGUGAAGAACAGCACAGCAUCGUCCUCGUCCGGUGGAAGUAGCAGCAGCUCAGGCUCGAGUGCUGGUUCGUCUUCCAGCUCGGCCAGCUCCUCCUCCGAUGAACAGAGCUCGUCGGCCUCCAGCCCGGGAGAGCAGUCCCACUCUGUCGGUGAAGAGGGGAACGAUGUAUUGCCCGAAGAUGAGGGCUGCAGUUCUAGUACCAGUGAACCGCGCAACUCCUUCGACAGCAACGCUUCCUCCAACAAGGAGCAGGUGGACGAGAAAUUGCGAGCCGCACGGGAAUAUCAACUGUGAAAGUGUCUGGGUCUGGAAGAUUGCCAGGUUUGUCAUGCAUAUUUCUCAUGAUCCAUGAUGCCUGUAAUGCAUGGCCUAGCAUCACAGACUUUUAGAGGGCUUCCUGAUGCACCUUUCGCAUGAGAAAUGCCCUGUCCGUGUAGCACAAACCGGACCCCUCUUUCUGGUCAUGCAAUACAAAUUUUUUUAGAGUCCCAAAUCAGCACGACAAGGUGCAUUCUUCCAGACCCAGACACUUUUACAUCUGAUAGGGAACUCGAACUGCAAGCGGCCCGGCGGAAAUCGGAGCUGAACCGUCGCGCGGACCAGUUGGAAGCGGCGCUGCGCUCUAGCCUGUCGAAUAAGGUGAUUAGUUCCGCGAUCUUGGAGAAGUGUCUGGAACAGAUCCGACUGAACGAAGAAGCGAUGGAACUGAUUUCGUCCGAUCUCCUGUCGCAGGGCGAUGCCACAGUGGAGAUGUUGAAGCAGGUGGACGGGCCGCUGACCGAGAUUUUAGCACUGACGGAAACCGAUUUUUUGUUCGAUGAAGAAUCUACUUCUCGUGAAAACAACAAAGAUUCUCAUUCUGUGCAACAGAAGAUGAAGCAGCAAACGGAGAGGUUUGAAGCAGUUCUCUGCAACAGCAGUGCGGUUUUGGCAAAGUACGAAAAUUUCGGCCGGGCGGACGAGUUGAAGGCGGCUAUUCUGAGUGCGACGGAGCACUUGCUGCAGGUUUGCGAAAAAGCGGAGAUGGCGAAGAAGGCAAAAGAGGAAAGGAAGAAAGUAGCCGCGACGAAAAUCCAGGCGGUCUUGUACCGCGGGGCUGCUGCGAGGAAGAAGGUUGCGAGGGAGAAGGAGGCGGUUUUAGCGAUUCAAAAAUUUUGGAGAGCGAAGUUGCAGAAAUUCCACGCGAUUGCGCAACUCGUGAUGCAGCAGCAGAAAGUCAGCGUCGCCACCAAAUUGCAGGCCAUCUGGCGGAGCAAGAUCGUCCGUCGUGACUACGAGGACAUGCGGUUUGCCUUCGACAUGGCGGCGCGGGACGUGCAAGUGUUUUUCCGAUCGAGGGCGUUUUUGCAGAAGAUCCGGAAGGCGGUGCAGGAGAAGAAAGCGGCAACGAAAAUCCAAACGCAGUUUCGCGGGAAAACGGCCAGGAAAGAGUUGGCAGACCGAUUGGACGCGAAGAAGGCUAGAGAAGCGGAGGAGGCAAAAAAGCAAAAGGAAUCCGAUGCGGCGAUCUGGAUUCAAUCCAAAUUUCGCGGUGUCGUCACGCGGUUACUGGUACUGCCGAGAUUGCGUGCUGCGAAGCAGAAGAAACUUCAGGACGCAAAGGAAGCGCAGGCCGCGAGGGUUUUGCAGAGCUGCUAUCGAGGAAAAUGCGCAAGAGGAACGGUCGCAAAAUUGCGGGAAGAGAAGGCCAAACUCGAACAACAAGCCCUGGCCUCAGUGAAAAUCCAAUCGAUCUAUCGCGGCAAGAAGCAAAGAGGCGAAACAGCGGUGCUGCAACAGCAGAUCGCGGGUGCGAGGAAGGUUCAGCAGUACUGGAAAAAUGUCACCCUCGUGCGCAAGGCGUUCCUGGACCAGAGAAAAGCAACUUUGCAGGUCCAGACACAGUGGCGCAAGAUGCAGGCGGUGAAAGAGGUGAAGGAAAAGCGGAAAGAGCUUACUGACCUUGUCAUCCCCACCACCAUCCGUUUGCAGACUGCUUUCCGAGUCCUGCAGGCGAAAAAGAAGUUCUUGCAGCAGAAGCAAAGCACCGUCAAGGCGCAGAGCCACAUCCGCAAGUUUCUUGCGGGAAAGAAAACCGAGAAGCCGCUGGCCCUGCAGAAGCAACUCCAGGCGUAUUUUGCAAUGACCGAGAUGGACAUUUGGGCGACUGCGGAUCGGAGCGAGUUCCAAAGAAUUCUCGAGGAGUACAAGAGCAACGAAGUGCAUUCCGUUUCUAUUGCGGAAAAAGCAAGCCUGUUUCUCCAACAGUGGGGCGAGAAAAUCCGACUGGAAACCGACUUGGCGACAGCUUUGGAAGACAUGAAGAACGCCGAAGCGGUCGCAGGAGGAAAUGCAAAUGGUGAAGAAGAUUCCACCAGCGUCAGGGAAGAAGGAAACGCUAAGCAAGGGCUCGAGAUCGAGUCGCUUCUGGAAAAGUUCGCGACGCUCCUAUCGAAGGCGGCAAACUUCAACGCGAAUGCGUGCGAUUUUCAAAGCCUCCGCAUCGAAGACGUCGAAGAGCUUGAGGCACAGCACGCUGCGGCUUGCCGGCGGUACGAAGCAGGAAACACGCUGGCGCUCGCUCUGAAGGCCGCCUUUCCCGCCUGGCUCAUCGACAUUUUUCAGCAGUGCAAGAACCCAGAAGGAGACGACGACGAGAAAAAAACAGAAGACAUUGUUUCCGCCACUGAAAAAAUCAACUUCGUCCAGACCUCCCUCCUUUCCCAACAAUCAGCUGAAGAAGAGGCUCUCGACGAAGCCAGUUUAGUUGCGCUGACAACUGCGAUUGAGAGUGUGGAUUUGUCGAAGCAAAAGCGGGAGGAGGCGUGGACAUUGUUGCUCCACUUUGUGCUCAUGAAGGCGAAUUUCGGGAUUUCGGAAUUAUCAGACUGCUUGUCUGCGUUGAAGAGUUUGGCAUCGUCUACCUGCAGCGAAAACGACACGAAUGAGCCGGCGGAGGUCGCAGAUGUGCUGGGAAAAAACGAAAAGCUCGCGAACUUUUUCAAGCAACUUCUCUUUGGCUCCGAAUCGACAACAGCGAAAGCGACACGAUUUGUGAAGAAGCUGUGGCGUAGUGUUUCGCCGUUCAAGAAGCAGCAGAGCAGCGCCUCGGGCACGAGAAACAGUUCUGCUGCGGGUGAAGAUGCGCCACUGAAUGUGCUCCGAGAGGAGACAAGGGAUAGCCUGAAGCAGCUGGGAAGGAAGGUAUGACCUCUCGACUGUGUCGAGGGAACUUGAGCUUCCUUCAUCUUGCACUAACGUAUGGAAAGUUUUCGAUGAUCAAAGUCAUGCUUCACUCGAAUUACUUUUUAUAGCAAGCACCUCAAAUUUUUCAUCGCACUCCAACAAGGUAUCCGAGCUCCGUUUUACCCUGACAGAAAAAGCCAAGCGGACCGCCAGCCGCAACGCCUUGCAGAAAUUUGUGAACGAUGUCACUCUCAACACGGCCAGCUUCUACGAUUUUCAGGCGGCAUUCGACACCCACGCACCGACGUUGGAGAUGAAAUACGAGGCAUCUACUUCCUCCUCCGACGAUGAGAACAAUGCGAAUGCCACUUCGUCCUCCAACAGUGCAGCUGCAGGAGUCGCUCCUGAACAAACAAAUUCACUUGACUCAGACUCGAAAAUGAAAGAUAUCGAAUUGAUCGAAAAUUGCAAACAACUGCUGCAGAAGUUGAGUGGCGUUCUGGAGAUCGAAGAGGAGCUGGAGAUCCUGUUGAAGCAAGCAGUGAACAAAAAGAAGCAAAAGCACGAGGUUUUGUUCCCAGAAUUCAUCGAAGCGUUCCGGACCUACGCUGUUGUGACGAGCAGCAGUUCAACUCCUUCGACGUCCUCUUCCGCGUCAUCUAGUGCCUCUAGUGGAGGUGGGCAGGAACACCUCAACGUCGAAGCCCACGCGGCCCUCACCGACGACGCGCACCUGGAAUUUGAGAAGUUUGCGGACCCGGCACGGUUGGAACGGAUGAAAAACGCGAUUGUGGAAUUUGAAGAGGAACAAACGGAGAAGAAGCGGAUUAUGAUGAAGAAAAAAUGGGACGACAAUUACAUCUGCUUUGAGCAGGACGUUGCUCCAAUCGCAGCCGCGUUGAACAGUAAAAGCAAAAGCGGAUCGAAACGCAGGAUGACCAUGGCCGGAUUUGACGUGGGCGCUGUGGCGCUGCGGGAGGUAAAACUAACUUAGAUGUUUUUAGGUGGUGACAAGUCUGAUUCUAGUGCUAGUUGUUGCGACUCUACUGCCAUUAUCAAUAGCGUAUCAGGUCAUAAAAAGGAACUCUGCCAUGCAAAAUGAAAAACGUGCAAAACAGACCACCGCGCCGACAUCCGCCCGAAAGGCCUUGAAAUCCCAGUCCUGCUUGCGUAUCCGCAUGGCGUACCGCCGGAAGAAGCUGUCGUGGGACAAGAGGGUCUUGCGGUUCAAAAGCAGAGUGAACAGAGGGAAAGCAGUUCUGAAAACUGGUGUAAACAAGUGCUUCGAAAAGUUGCUCUUCGUCGCCAGCAUCGCGAAGGAAAUCGCGUUUGUGCUGCUCUUGGUGUGGUUUGCGUAUCAGCAGUUUUUUUCCAUCCGGACGAGCUCGUCGCCCAGCAGGGAGUGAGGAACGACUGUGGGUACGAGCAGAACUACGUUAAUACUGUGGUACAGAAUUUUUUGAAUCACGGAUCAAUGUUAAGAUCUCAAGCUAGCAGUAACGGUCCCGCUUUCGCACAAAAAUAGAGGUAAGUAUGUGUCAACACAUCUCGUCAAUCUGACAAGAAAACAUGUAGGAUAUUGUAAGACCACUGAGGCAGCACCAGCAGGAGCCUAUAACAUGACUACCUUUAUGCUCAGCAUGCAGUAGCAGUCGUAUUUGUUUCGUUUUUUCCUGCAACCAGAACCAGAGCUGAUUGAAUGAUUUGAAAAUUACCUUGAAACUCGCAGCAUAUUGGCGCUAGUGUCGUGCCAUCGGUUCAGUGACCCGGAUCUAUCACUACGUAUCAGUCCUCUCUUGAACUUGGAGCAAAAGUAAUUUUCGGUAGGUCAGGCAGUGAUGCGGCAACGUCUCCACCACAUGUCAAGAAUCAUUGGUGCCUUAAAAAUCAAUCUUAUGUCAACAUAUUUUGGAAAAUGAAGGAAGCUUUUAAGUGUUAUGUUAUCUUUGGAAAUUAUUGGUCUGCGUUGAUGUUGAAGUUUACAUUUUUGAAUUGUAUUAUGGACCUGCUUGACAAAUAUUGAUAUUCUGGUCGAGUUGGAGACAAGAAUGACAACCACAACCACCAUACACUUAAACUUCAAGAAGAAGCGAUGUUGAUGUAGUUUCAUGCAUCGAUCGCCAUGUGACGAGGAAGAGGAC